Messenger RNA from Penicillium taxi, 1818 nucleotides. RefSeq names its product putative topoisomerase family protein TRF4. The coding region runs from base 1 to 1818 and encodes 605 amino acids. Gene Ontology annotation, molecular function: poly(A) RNA polymerase activity; mRNA binding. The record is from RefSeq and is a predicted model, not a curated record. Gene Ontology annotation, cellular component: nucleolus; TRAMP complex. The transcript is spliced from 2 exons. NCBI's taxonomy places the organism in Eukaryota, Fungi, Ascomycota, Eurotiomycetes, Eurotiales, Aspergillaceae. Gene Ontology annotation, biological process: RNA 3'-end processing.
AUGGAGCCGUAUCAAUUUCGCGGAAACAAUAGUUUUGAUAGAAGCAAGGCCCCCCGCCAUCCCAUGCGCAGUCGCGGGAACCGCACAUCCAGAGAAAAUUUCACUUUUCGUCAUCCACACACUUCCGAGCGCCCACUACUAAGCUUUCAACGCGAGAGAACCCCGGAGCAGCUGGUUUCACAGACAGGGAGCAAACCUGCUUUUAAAUUUUUGAUGGGUUCUACUACUGGAGACAGCAAGGAGCACCCAGUGGAGCUUUCCGAUUCGGACGAAGAUUCUCAUCCGCGCAAAAAACGCAAUAUGGGAGGUUCCGAUGGUAAUUUGGAUGCUGAGAGUCAGAUUUCGCUGCAGCCAGCACAAGCAACUACCAAGUGGUCUAACCCAGACCCUUACACUGUUCUGCCUCCCCCGGAUGAGGGCCGGGCCAAACGAACUGACGUGAUUGCGCUGAUUCGUAAUGCGAGAAAUCCUAAUGCUGCAGAAAAAUCCAAGACACAAGAUGCUGUUACUAAGAACGAGGAUUUCAUUUCACUGGGGCCUGUAGACAACUCGCAACACAAUGCACCCGACGAUGCCCCCGUGAAAAUGCCGAAGCGAACUCGUGACGAUGAACCUAAGGGUUUUACAACCAAACUUGGAAAAUCACGUGGGCACAAUGACGGCGGAACUAUUCUAGAUCAGUUGCGGGAGCUUCCUGGUCGGGACAUGCCGCCUUGGCAUACCAGUUCGUCGGAGCAACUUCUUCCCUCGACGCAGCUUCACUACGAGAUCCUUGCAUUUUUCGAUUGGAUCAAGCCAGAGCGCCACGAAGAAAUUGUUCGAGCUGACCUUGUCACACGACUGGAGAAGACGCUCCAGAUCCAUUACCCUGGCUCAAAGCUGCGUGCAUUUGGAUCCUUCGCGUCUGGAGUUUAUUUGCCAACUGCUGACAUGGAUCUCGUCCUUCUGUCCAAGCAAUGGCAGAACUUCGACCGCAACACGCCCUUCGAUAGCCGAAAAUCGAUUUACGAGGUUUCGAAUCGUCUGAGAAAGUCUGGAUUUGCUGUCUCUGGGUCAAUUGAAACUAUUGCUCACGCAAAAGUGCCGAUUGUUAAAUUCGUUGACAAGUUGACUGGGCUUCGCAUCGACUUGUCCUUCGAUAAUGAAAGUGGCCUUCUUGCCAAUGACACGUUCCAGGAUUGGAAGCAAGACUACCCUGUCAUGCCGAUGAUUUUGGCAGUGAUCAAACAAUUUUUGCUUCUACGUGGUCUGAACGAGGUGCCCACAGGUGGCCUCGGGGGCUUUGCUAUUACUUGCCUCGUGACAAGCUUGCUCCAGCACAUGGCAGAGCCUGAACGGCAAAAUCUAGGUCAUAUCUUGCUACAUUUCUUCAAGUUUUAUGGAGACCAGUUUGAUUAUAUUUACACCGGUAUCCAGAUGGACCCACCUGAAUACUUUUACAAGACGAGACAUGACGGAAAGCCUCGUAUCAUGAUAAUGGAUCCUAACACCGCUCAUAACGACGUCUCUGGCGGAACCAAAGAAAUAGCUUUGAUCCUGAAAGUUUUCAGUGAUGCAUAUCGCUCGAUCACAUCUGAUAUGCAUGAUGCGACGGAGAACCCUGGAGAACGCUAUAGCUUCCUCCAAAACAUCCUUGCUGGGAACUUUGAAGCGUAUCAGGAACAGCGCGACCAAUUGCUUCGUGUUUAUGAAACAGCUCCUCAAUUCUAUCAGCGUCCCGGAUCUUCGCGCUAUCGUGCACAUACCCCUCCUCCUCCCCCUCCUCCUCCCCCUCUUCCCCGUUCCCUCCCUCCACGCCCACCGACUGCUCAUUGGUGA